AUGUCGACUCCUUCCGAAUCAAAUAAUAACACUAUAAAUACAAAGAGUCAGCCCAAUACAGUGAGCUCGACUUCACUUGUAUUAUAUACGUCCUAUUUACAAUGUCUAACACCACCGCCUCCGCCAUUACCAUUAACAUCUAGUAUAUCAUUGCCAUCAUCGCCAGCAUCGUUUAAUGAAGAUAAACCUAUUGAAAAAUACUAUAAGAAAGAAAAACAAAUUUUAGUGGAAUUUGAUCAAAUUGUUAAAGACAUUCGCUUUCAACUAACUGAACAAUUAAAAUGUUUGGAACAACGCAUUGAUACACAGUUAUCAAUUCUUGCUGAAAUUCAAGAAUAUUUCAAACGUCGUGCCGAUGUUGAACUUGAUUACGCUAAAAAUCUCGAUAAUUUACAUAAACAAAUAGGUCAAAAACAUCGUACGCAAAAAGCACGACGAGAAAGUUGGAUUCUUCAUUCGAUAUAUAAACUAUGGGAUACUAUUGUUCAAGAUACUCGUACUCAUGUUAAAUAUCAUACAAUAAUGUCUGAUGUUUGUGGAAAAUAUAUGUAUGAUAAAUUUAAUGAAAUAGCUGAAGAUACAAGACGAAUGUUUGCAAAAUGUAAAUCCGUUGGCCUAGGUAGUCAUGAAGAUAUAUAUAAAGUACUUAAUGAAUUGCAGAGUACGUUGAAAACCUAUCAUCAAUAUCAAAGUGAAAGCAAACAAGCCGAACAAAAACUACGAAGUAUUCAACAACAGAUUGCAAAAAUAAAAAGUGCUAAAAAACAAAAAACUAUGGAAAAGCGAGUUGAAAAACGACAACUAAAAUAUACGGAAACAAAAGUCAAAGCAUUUAAAGCACGUAAUGAUUAUCUUAUGACAAUUGAAUCUGUGAAUGCUGCCUUGAAAAAAUAUUGUUUGGAUGAUGUACCAGAUUUAAUUGAUUGCAUGAAUUUUGGUUUUCAUACGUCCAUAGCUAAAACAAUCCAAAUGUAUUUAUCGGCACAAGAAAAUAUAAAACGUGGUCGACAAGGAACCAUUGAAACAUUAAAUCGAGCGAUCGGUGAUUUAGAUACAGUUACGGACAAACAAAAAUAUUUAGAAUAUUAUACAAACAUAUUCACGAUGCCAAAAAAGAUCAAGUUUGAACCACAUAAAGGUGAUGAAGUAUCAGCUGUUAAUGCUCAAGUAUUAAUACGUGACGAAAUGCAAUCACGUUUUAUACAAAUGCAAAAUAGACUUGCAGGAUUAAAGACAGAAAAUGAUGAGAUUUUUAAAACAAUCGAAGCCACAGAACAAUCAUUAAUGGAAUUUAUAAAUACUAAAAAUUCCGAUGUAUCUGAUCUAUUCAAAGACCUUAAUUUACCACAAAAUGUUUCAAAAGAUAAAAGAAAAGAAAUUGAAGAUUAUUAUAAAUUCAAACAAUAUACACUAAGUAGUAAUUUAAUUUCACGUCUACAAGCUCGUCAUGAUAUUAUGCAGAAAGCACUAGGUGCUGCACCACCCGCCAAUAGUGUUGAAGAUAAAAAUUUGUUACGUCGUCCAGUAAAACCAAAACAAAUAGGUCGUGCUCCGAUUCUUGGUCGUCCACGGUUAUUUGGUGGCAAACUAUUAGAUUAUAUUCAAGUAACUCAACAGCAUGUACCGCUAAUUAUUUCAUCAUGCGUUAGUGCGAUUAAUCGACUUGGUUUACAUAAUCAGGGUAUUUUUCGCGUACCGGGCGCACAAGUUGAUAUCAAUCAAUUUAAAGAAGCAUUUGAAAAAGGUGAAGAUCCAUUAGUUAAUAUAACUGGACGUGAUAUGAAUUCCGUAGCUGGUGUUUUGAAGUUAUAUUUUCGAGAAUUAAAAGAACCAUUAUUUGCUCGGGAUAUGUUUGAUUCAUUUAUCUCGUGUAUUGUUGAUGUUGAAUCUGAAGAAAAAUGUGUUGAAAAUCUAUGUCAAGUUGUGAAACUACUUCCUCGUCCAAUCUUUAUUGUUAUGCGUUAUUUUUUUGCUUUUCUCAAUCAUCUUGCCGAAUAUUCGGAUGAAAAUAUGAUGGAUGCAUCUAAUUUAGCUAGCUGUUUAGCACCAACUCUAAUGCCAAUACCUGAAGAUAAAGAUCAAGUGCAAUAUUUAACACAUACAAUUGAACUCAUACGAACGAUCAUUACACAUCAUGAAGAAGUAUUUCCAUCGGAUGGUCAUGGACCUGUCUAUGAAAAAUUUGCAAUUACAGUUACGAUUGAUGGUGAAGAAGAUGAAGAUGAUGAAGGAAUCAGUGAACGAUCAUUAAGACGAUCACCAAGUGAUGACGAAGUGGAGACGAUCGAAGCCAUAGCAUUGUUUGAUUAUGUUGGAAGAACUGAAAAAGAAUUAUCAUUUAAAAAGAAUCAAAUUAUUUAUAUUUUUAAACGAAUGAAUCAGGAAUGGUGGCAAGGUUGUUUAGCUGGUGGAAAUGAGUCGGGAUAUGUUCCCGACGGCUACAUCAAACUGAAAACAAGACGCCGAGAGUCUGCUCCAAUUCAAAAUCGACCAUUACUACAUCUAAUUCCCGGUCCAUCAUCAUCAUUUAAUUCCAUUAAUUUAACAACAUCAUCAAUUGAUCAUCUUGAUGCUCCUACUGUUUCUCGUCAAACAUCUGAUUUAUCUAUUGUUGAUGAACAUCGUCUAGAAACAGCAAAAGAAACCGAAAUCAUCGAAGUUGAUUUAGACAUUGAUGAUGAUGAUGAAGACAUAGAUUCUGAUGAAUCUCAAGAAAAUACAUAUGAAAACACGAGCAAUUCAAGUCGUCAAAAACCUAUUCAUCGUUCAAUCUAUGAUGUUCUACCACCAAGUCCACCAAUAUCACAGUCAAAACCUGAUUGUUGUCAUUCACGAUCAUCAACAUCAUCAUCGUCACGUUUAACAUCAACAAAUGAACAACAAAUCAUUGAUAUUGAUACAGCCUUACGUGAAGUUCUAUCUGGUAUUCGUACUGUUGAAGAAUGUCAUGCACAAUGUUUUCGUUCAGUACCACCGACAAGCAAUCAGCAGGAAGAACGUGUAUCAUCACAACAAGAAACUGAUGCGCCUGAUCUCGUACUUAAUUUACCUAUAUCGAGUGGAUUAAUUACGCCACCAUCAACAAAAUCUAUUGAUAAUAAUAUAAAUGAACAUCAAUCAUUAAAAUCUCCAUUGUCAUCAAAUGGUUCACCUGUUCAUCAAUCGAAUCAAAGUAAUAACAAUUCACUAAUACAAUUGACUAUCAUGAACGAUUCUACACGUACAUCGCGUUCAAAUUCUUCAUCAACGACGACAACACAUUUUAUUGAAAAAAUUCGUCCAUCACCUGAACCAGUUCAUCGUAAAAAGAUUCCACCACCUAUUAUGAAAAAACCUGAAAAAACUAUUGAACUACUUAAACGUCUUGGUUUACAACCAUCAGCAGAUUCAUCAUGCGGUGCUACAAGCUCAUCUUCGUCUGCCUCUUCUUCUACAUCGUCACAUAUAAUUCAACAACCAGUAGCUGUUGCUGGAUCAUCUAAAACUACCGAUGUGUAA
Messenger RNA from Rotaria socialis, 3498 nucleotides. Lineage: Eukaryota; Metazoa; Rotifera; Eurotatoria; Philodinida; Philodinidae. The record is from the annotation of a GenBank genome assembly.